GUUGUUGAAAGCGCGAGUGUCUGAGAAUGAACCACGCUUCCCUUUCCCACCUUCAACUCCUCACCGAAUUAAUUUAAUUCAAAAAUCAAUCAAACUAUAGCAUAGCAUACAUAUAUAAAUUCAAACAGACAUAGUGCUUGUUCUGUAUAUUAAUCUAAUCUGUGUUAGAUACUUGUUCUUAAAUAUUGAAUAUAGAAAGAAAACAAUGGGUGUUAAUGCGAAUUCAGAUUCAAAGCCAAUUACGGUUGAGAUCAAAGAGCUGAAAUUCACUUAUCCUGGAAUCGACGGUCAUCCUCCACCGGGUUCCAAACCGCUAAUUGAACAUUUCUCUCUCAAUCUCUUCUCCGGUGAUCGGUGCCUUCUCGUUGGAUCCAAUGGCGCCGGAAAGACUACGAUUCUGAAGAUAUUAGGAGGGAAACAUAUGGUGGAACCUGAAAUGGUUCGUGUUCUUGGAAGAUCUGCUUUUCAUGAUACUACUUUAACUUCUUCCGGUGAUCUUUGUUAUCUUGGUGGUGAGUGGAGGAGAGAUGUUGCUUUUGCUGGCUUUGAAGUUCCAAUACAGAUGGACAUUUCUGCCGAGAAAAUGAUAUUUGGUGUGGCUGGGAUUGAUCCUGCUAGAAGAGCAGAGCUAAUUAAGGUAUUAGAUAUCAAUCUUUCAUGGAGAUUGCAUAAAGUAUCCGAUGGUCAAAGAAGAAGAGUGCAAAUUUGUAUGGGUCUCCUCAAACCAUUUCAGGUUCUUCUUCUGGAUGAGAUAACAGUUGACCUUGAUGUUCUAGCAAGAGCUGACCUUCUGAAGUUUCUAAGAAAGGAAUGUGAUGAGAGGGGUGCCACUAUUAUAUAUGCAACACAUAUAUUUGACGGUCUUGAGGAUUGGCCAACAAAUAUUGUUUAUGUAGCUCAUGGAAGGCUGGAACUAGCAAUGCCCAUAGAGAAAGUCAAAGAAACUAGCAAACUAUCACUAAUGAGAACAGUAGAAGUUUGGUUACGGAAGGAGCGAGAUGAAGAUAGAAGACAAAGGAAAGAAAGGAAGGCUGCUGGCCUUCCUGAAUUUGAUAAGCAAGUUGAUGGAAGCCGUGUAGUUGGAGGGGAUCCUGCACGAGCUCCGGUUCGAGUUACUAAUAAUGGCUGGGCUGCAGGUCGGUUACAUUCCACUAUUGCCGGUGAAGAAAACUUCCUCCUAAGCUCAAACCGAGUUUUGAGGGGGUAAAAUAAUUUUCAAAUUCUUUGAGCGCUUUUGCUGUUUGAUUUUUUAAACUUCAAAUAAAAUUUGUUUGCCAAUGCUUUCUGGUAUUUAUAAUCCUCUUUGCUAUAGAAAGGGUCCCAUGUUAUGCAGAGAAAGUAAAGUUAAUGUAUGUAGCCUCGAAAGUAUAUGAUGCUUGAUUGAAAGCGUUUUGUAACCUUGUUAUUACAAAUUUGUAACACUGUAUUUGGGUGAAAAGAGAACAAUAGCAGCCGUAUUAAAAUUUUGUUAUAAUGUUUCCCGGUCUGGUAUC
Medicago truncatula (barrel medic) is the source of this 1493-nucleotide messenger RNA. RefSeq names its product ABC transporter I family member 20. NCBI's taxonomy places the organism in Eukaryota, Viridiplantae, Streptophyta, Magnoliopsida, Fabales, Fabaceae. The transcript is spliced from 7 exons. The record is from RefSeq and is a predicted model, not a curated record. Bases 206 to 1207 code for a protein of 333 amino acids. Gene Ontology annotation, molecular function: ATP hydrolysis activity; ATP binding.